Helicoverpa zea (corn earworm) is the source of this 1481-nucleotide messenger RNA. RefSeq names its product endocuticle structural glycoprotein SgAbd-2-like (gene CPR34). NCBI's taxonomy places the organism in Eukaryota, Metazoa, Arthropoda, Insecta, Lepidoptera, Noctuidae. The record is from RefSeq and is a predicted model, not a curated record. The transcript has 4 exons. Gene Ontology annotation, cellular component: chitin-based extracellular matrix. Gene Ontology annotation, molecular function: structural constituent of chitin-based larval cuticle. Bases 74 to 721 code for a protein of 215 amino acids.
ACUACCACUCUGACAUAGUUCACGACACUCCACGUGCCACUUCGCUGCUGCCCGACACCACACACAAACAACAAUGAAACUGCUGGUCGUUUCUUGUGCGCUGCUGGCCCUUUCGACGGCUCUGCCGCAAAGGAGAGUGUCGCUGAAGCCUGAACAGCAAGAGGCGGAGGACCAGCUGCCCGCCGAGCAGAACUACAACAACUACCAGCAGCAGCAGCCUGACUACAGACAGCAGCAACAGCAGCAGGACUACAGGCCGGCCAAGCAGAUCGACGACUUCAGGCCCAAGGUUCAACUGGACACCACCACAUUCAUCCCCAUCAUCCGUUUUGACAAGGAGCAGGGUACUGAUGGAAGCUACAAGACUGCGUACGAGACCGGCAACAACAUCCAGGCUUCCGAAGAAGGUUUCCUGAGGUCCGUUGGUGAGGACCAGAACGCUUUGGUCCAACAGGGAUCAUACAGCUACACCGCUCCCGAUGGUCAGAUCAUCACUGUGGAAUACACCGCUGACGAGCUCGGAUUCAGGGUCAAGGGAGACCACAUCCCCACCCCUCCCCCCGUCUCCCCCGAAAUCCAGAAAGGUCUUGACCUGAUCUACGCUGGAAUCAAAGCCAAUGCGGAACGCGCCGCUUUGGAAGCCAAGAACAACCCCGAAGCCGCCAGACAGCAGGAAGACAGAGCAGCUCUUGACUACAAAGGAACCUACUACCAGCAGUAAAGUGACUCAGUGACUCUCGAGUGUUUGUACCGUGAACGUUCUGAUGGCAGGACCCCACAAUGCCAUAUACUUUAAGACUAGAUAUCGCCUAUCACCAGCAUUAUGUCACAUACAAAAACAUAAGACUUGUUAUCCAAUCAAAUAAUAAACGCCUCCAAACUCUGGAACAAACGUGACCCAUGAUUGGAUGAUAACAAAAUAAUCAUUGCCGUAUGCAGUAUUCAUUUAAUGUGGUCAUAGGCUUUAAGUUAAGUUUAAAGACGAAUUGUUAUUUUACAAGAUAAUAUAAUACUCAAUAUGUCACUUAAUGUCUAGGUAAACUGUUACUUUCCUGGUCGAUUUUUGUUAAGUUGCAGUUACUGCUGUUGUCAUAAAAGACUUGAUUUUAAAGCUAACAACUAACGAUACAAUUCAUGAGAAUGAACGCACUCUUGAAACACAGGUAUCUUGUGAAAUGGAGUAAGCGUUUUUUUCUCUAAGCUGCCAGUACUUUUCGUCGCUGUACAGAAGAAGAACUAAAAACUCUUUGGUAAAUCUCAUAUUCAUUAUUUUAUGGAACUCAACAUUAUGGACUUGAAAUUACUAACAAAUUGACGCGGUUCCGUGAAAUAAUGAAUAUUAUCCUAAAAAUAAUUCCUGUUUGUGAUACCAUCACCAACAAAAGAAGUGUUCAAUUCUAUUUUUAUACUUUUGUAAAUACCUUACCAUUGUGAUUAACUUAUCUUGUAUGUUUGAUUUUCAAUAAAAAUGUUGUAAAAUA